Tinamus guttatus (white-throated tinamou) is the source of this 891-nucleotide messenger RNA. The record is from RefSeq and is a predicted model, not a curated record. Lineage: Eukaryota; Metazoa; Chordata; Aves; Tinamiformes; Tinamidae.
GGCAGCUCCUCGGAGCAGGACUGGGUGUCGAUAAGCCGUCCUGGUGCUCAGUCUCCCCUCGUUGGUAUCUGCAGGAGGAUUGAGGACUGCCUGCCUCCCCUGGAGGACUCUCCGGCCAAGAGGUUCUCCCCGUCCAAGCGGAAGCAGUAUUACAUCAACAAGGCCAUCCGCAACUCGGACCUCAUCCCCAAGGCCAAGGGGCGCAAGAGCCUGCAGAGGCUGGAGAACACUCGGUAUCUCAUGACGCUUUUGGAGCGAGACGAAUGCGGGAACGAUGAGGGAGAGCUUGACCACUCCGCUGCUCCGAGCAUCUUCAGCGAGGCCUGUAACAACGAGACCUACGUGGAGCUUGGAGGGAGGUGGUGGGGUUGGGUGGGCGAAGAGGAGGCUCGUGAGGAUUCGGUCCUGCUCUACCUGGAGGAGGAGGCCAGGAAGAAGCACAAGAGGAAGCUGCCUGUGAAGAACGAAGACAAGUGGAAAGAGCACCCAGCCUACACACCCAGGGAGUGUUUCCAGCGCAUCAGCCGCCGCCUUCGCUCCACGCUGAAACGGGGCAGGAUCCCCAUGGGGACCCUGGAGUGCCUGGAGGAGGAGCUGCUGGCCUUUUUCUCCGUCACCCCUCACUCGGUCUACACAGCGCUGAUGGACAACAGCUUCGAGCGACUCCUGCUCCACGCGCUCUGCCAGUACAUGGACCUCGUCUCGGCCAGUUCGGACAUCGAAGGGAAACGCCAAAUGAAAGUGAGCAACAAGCACCGCGUCUUCCUGCGCCCCGAGCUCCUGCUCUCAGACUACCUGGAGCAGAUGAGCUGAUACCUGGCGGACGCCCUGCCCGCCGCUUGAUGCGCUGAAGGCUUCGUUCUUGGCUCCUGGUCUCUCCCAGUCGCUUGG